GUGGAGGAAUGUGCGGAAACUUCUUGUCCACUUUUCUUUCUGCGUUCGCGUUCGUCGAAGAAGGAAAAAAAAAUAACUUCUAAAGCUGGAAAGAAGUGAAGACAAAGUGGAGUAAAGUGUGGAAGCGAAGAGCCGAGCCGAACCCAACAUGGCCGCUCAGACCGUGUUCUCCUUCCCUGCUGGCGUUCCUCUGGAGGAGGCGCCCAGCGACGCGCUGCCCGCCCCUCAGCUGGUGAUGCUGGCCAACGUGGCGGCAACCGAGGGCGCCGGCGGUGACGGCAGCGCAGCGGACGAGAAGGAGAUGAUGGAGCUGAAGACGGUGGGAUGCAGCUACUCAGACAGCGAGGAGGAGGAGGAGGAGAACAUCAUCAGGUACAGCUACGACAACCAGAACUACCGAGAGGUGUGCAUCAUCGAGUACCCCGAGUCUCCCGGCCCGAACAUCGUCGCCGUCGUCGUUGGCAACGGCGCCGAGGACGGUGAAGAUAGCGAUGGAGACGACGACGAUGAUGAUGAUGAAGAAGACAAAGCUGAAGACUUGUCCCGCCGCGCUCGGCCACGCCCUUCCUCUGACGUCACCAAAGCCCCCGAGCAGGAAGUCAAACGUAAACACAGCCCAGUCGCCGUCGCCACGGCCACCGCCGCCGCUGCUGCUGUUGCCACGGAGACGGCCAAGAAGAAGAAGCCGUUCCACUGCAAGCCGUGUCACUUCCAGGCGCAGAGCGAGCGCGAGUUCGUGGAGCACCUCGGCACGCACAGCGUCAGCAAGAUGGCCGUGGUGAACCGCGUGGAGGGGCGGAGCCGGGCGCGGGCCAAUCAGGACGCGGCGGCCCGGGGAACGCCAGGCGGUGGCGGCGAGGCGGAGAACAGCGGUGGCGAGGAGGAGGAGGAGGGGGGGGGCAGCGGCGGCGGCGGAGGGGAUGUUAAAGGGCUGAUCAGGUGCGAGCGCUGCGGCUACAACACCAACAGAUACGACCAUUACAUCGCUCACCUGAAGCACCACAGCAAGGAGGGAGACGACCACAGGGUAUUUAAGUGUACCCUGUGUCCGUACACCACGGUGAGCCAGUACCACUGGAGGAAACACCUGAGGAACCACUUCCCCAGCAAACUGCACACCUGCAGCCAGUGCUCCUACUUCUCUGAUCGCAAGAGCAACUACGUGCAACACAUCCGCACACACACAGGUGUGCGUCCGUUCCAGUGUCCGUACUGCGACUACUCCAGCUCUCAGAAGACCCACCUGACCCGACACAUGAGAACGCACUCUGGUGAGCGGCCUUUCAAGUGUGAGAGCUGUAACUACCUGGCAGCCAAUCAGCACGAGGUGACGCGCCACGCCCGGCAGGUGCACAACGGGCCCAAACCCCUGUCGUGUCCGUACUGCGAGUACAAGACGGCCGAUCGCAGUAACUUCAAGAAGCACGUGGAGCUGCACCUGAACCCUCGCCAGUUCCUGUGUCCGCUCUGCAAGUACGCGGCCUCCAAGAAGUGCAACCUGCAGUACCACAUCAAGUCCCGGCACGCCGGCUGCAGCGUGGCCGCCGUGGACAUCUCCAAGGUCAGGCUCCGGGUCAAGAAACCAGAGAGCUCCGACGGAGCCGAGGACACCUUCGCAGAGAGCAAGGCCAGCGAGUCCUCCGGUGGAGAGCGCUACGCGGAGGACUCUGACGUGGACGAAGACGACAGUUUGGACUCGAGUCCGAUCAACCUGUCGAUCAGAAAGAGCGGCCGGCUGAGCGGCGCCGAAACGGAGACGCAGAGCCAGGCGCCGGACAGAGCUCCGCGGAAAUCCACCGGCGAGAGAGAGACGCUUCAGAAAGUUAAAGUGGAACCGGAGAAGAAAGUCCCAACGAGGCAGAAGAAGACGUACGGGAACCUUCCAGAGACGGAGACGGGGAACGUGACCACGGAGAAGGUGAAGAGACGAGUCAAGAAAACGGAAGAAUCAGAGAAGGGGCGAACGGAGGUGGAGAAAAGCCAGCGGAGGAGAUCAGAGGAGCAAAGGAACUCCGGUCAGAAAGAAGAGAAAAAGACGAAGCCCGAGAAGGAACCGAAGAAGAACGACAGCAGCGGGAAGGAGAACAAAAGCCUCAACAAGCCGAGGAAGUCUGGGGACAAGAAGUCGGAGAAAACUGCACAACGUAUCGAAGAAGAGGCUCCGCAGAAACCAGACUCUCUCCAGAAACUAGACUCUCUGCAGAAACCUGAUUCACUGCAGAAACCAGACUCUCUACAGAAACUAGACUCUCUCCAGAAACCCAAUGCACCGCAAAAACCAGACCCUCUGCAGAAACCAGACUCUCUCCGGAAACCAGACUCUCUCCAGAAACUAGACUCUCUCCAGAAACUAGACUCUCUCCAGAAACCCAAUGCACCGCAAAAACCAGACUCUCUGCAGAAACCAGACUCUCUGCAGAAACCAGACUCUCUGCAGAAACCAGACUCUCUGCGGAAACCAGACUCUCUCCAGAAACCAGAAUCUCUCCAGAAACCAGACUCUCUCCAGAAACCAGACUCUCUCCAGAAACCAGACUCUCUCCAGAAACCAGACUCUCUCCAGAAACCAGACUCUCUACAGAAACCAGACUCUCUCCAGAAACCAGAAUCUCUGCAGAAACGGCCAAAGGAAAAAGCUGCGAAGCGGAAAGCGACAGAAGCUCUCGAUCUUUCCCAGAAGUCUUCGGCCGAGACUCCGCCGAAGGCCAGACGGCUGAAAGUUCCCGCUGAGAAAGACCCAAACAAGAUUCAGGAUUCUUCUCCUCCUUCUCCUUCUCCGAGUCCGGCGAAGCCGAAGAAAACCCGUAGCGCCAGAAAGAAAGCUACGGAGCCCCUCAAACUCUCGGAGAAGAUGGAAGUUAAACUCUCGGAGAAGAUGGAAGUUAAACUCUCGGAGAAGAUGGAAGUUAAACUCUCGGAGAAGAUGGAAGUUAAACUCUCGGAGAAGAUGGAAGUUAAACUCUCGGAGAAGAUGGAAGUUAAACUCUCGGAGAAGAUGGAAGUUAAACUCUCGGAGAAGAUGGAAGUUUCCUCUGCCUGCAGCUCAGAAGAGAAGACGUUGGGCGAGAGAGACGCUCCAGCGCCAGACAAACGGACGCUAACCACGACGAGAACCAGUUCGGCGAUGAAGAAGAAGAAGAUGAAGAAGGAGGCGGCAUCCACAGAUGUAACGACUCAGACGACCAACAUGACCUCGGGGAAGAUGGAGGAUCCCUCCUGCAGCUCAGCCCGGCGGAGCAACAUGGAGGACGACGAGGGCGUCCACAGCAGCCAGGAAGCAGGAAGUGACAUCAGCGACAGCGCCUCCGAGGGCAGCGACGACUCCGGUCUCCACAGCAACGCCACCAACGGGGGGAAGGCGGCCAACGACCCCGAGACCCCCACCCAGGAGAUCCCCACCCCCACCCAGCUCAAGACCCUCCGCUGCAUCUUCUGUGAUCGCACCUUCCUGCUGGAGGCCGAGUACAGGCGCCAUCUUAACCGCCACCUGGCCAACCUGUACUACAGUAAUACACAGUAAUACACAGUACACACACACACACACACACACACACACACACACACACACACACACACACACAGCCAACCUGUACUACAGUAAUACACAGUAAUACACCGUAAUACACAGUAAUACACACACACACACACAGAGCCAACCUGUACUACAGUAAUACACAGUAAUACACAGUAAUACACACACACACACACACACACACACACACACACACACAGCCAACUUGUACUACAGUAAUACACAGUAAUACACCGUAAUACACAGUAAUACACACACACACACACACAGAGCCAACCUGUACUACAGUAAUACACAGUAAUACACA
Perca flavescens (yellow perch) is the source of this 3839-nucleotide messenger RNA. RefSeq names its product RE1-silencing transcription factor (gene rest). Lineage: Eukaryota; Metazoa; Chordata; Actinopteri; Perciformes; Percidae. The transcript is spliced from 10 exons. Bases 149 to 3520 code for a protein of 1123 amino acids. The record is from RefSeq and is a predicted model, not a curated record. Gene Ontology annotation, cellular component: nucleus. Gene Ontology annotation, biological process: positive regulation of transcription by RNA polymerase II.